This is a messenger RNA of Podarcis lilfordi (Lilford's wall lizard), 4239 nucleotides long. NCBI's taxonomy places the organism in Eukaryota, Metazoa, Chordata, Lepidosauria, Squamata, Lacertidae. The record is from the annotation of a GenBank genome assembly.
AUGUGGCGGCAGGAGGAUUCGCUUUAUUCAGGUGAGCCACGGAGCCAGGGCUUGGCUUCUACAGAAAUGGUACCUCAGGUUAAUAACUUUGCUUCAGGAUGCUUAGGAUGAGGACAGAAAUUGCGCAACGGUGGCACGGCGACAGCGGGAGGCCCCAUUAGCUAAAGUGGUACUUCAGGUUAAGAACAGUUUCAGGUUAAGAACGGACCUCCCGAAUGAAUUAAGUUCUUAACCCGAGGUACCACUGUACUGCUAAAGCCCAGAUGCCUCACACCCCACCUCCAAGCUUCACAGAACUGGGCUAUGCCUGAUUAUCGUCUCCCAAAGCAACUUGUUAUUGUUGUUUAGUCAUUCAGUCGUGUUCGACCACUUUUGUUCUUGGUAAUCUUUGAAUGAAAAGUUGCUUUCAUAUCUCCCAUUUUCUUGAUCAGAUCUCUGGUUUUUCCCAUUCUAUUGUUUUCCUCUAUUUCUUUGCAUUGCUCGUUUAAGAAGGCCCUCUUGUCUCUCCUUACUAUUCUUUGGAAAUCUGCAUUCAAUUUCCUGUAUCUUUCACUAUCUCCCUUGCAUUUUGCUUGCCUUCUCUCCCCCGCUAUUUGUAAGGCCUCGUUGGACAGACACUUUGCUUUCUUGCAUUUCCUUUUCAUCGGGAUGGUUUUAGUUGCUGCCUCCUGUAUAAUGUUGCGAGCCUCCAUCCAUAGUUCUUCAGGCACUCUGUCCACCAAAUCUAAAUCCUUAAACCUGUUCCUCACUUCCACUGUGUAUUCAUAAGGGAUUUGACUUAGAUUGUAUCUUACCGGCCCAGUAGUUUUUCCUACUUUCUUCAGUUUAAGCUUGAAUUUUGCUACAAGAAGCUGAUGAUCUGAGCCACAGUCAGCUCCAGGUCUUGUUUUUGCUGACUGUAUAGAGCUUCUCCAUCUUUGGCUGCAGAGAAUAUAAUCAAUUUGAUUUCGAUGCUGCCCAUCUGGUGGUUUCCAUGUGUAGAGUCGUCUCUUCUGUUGUUGGAAAAGCGUGUUUGUGAUGACCAGCUUGGUCUCUUGGCUGAACUCUAUUAGCCUUUGCCCUGCUUCAUUUUGAACUCCAAGGCCAAACUUGCCACUUGUUCCUUUUAUCUCUUGACUCCCUACUUUAGCAUUCCAAUCCCCUACAAUGGGAAGAACAUCCUUCUUUGGGGUCAUUUCUAGAAGGUGUUGUAAGUCUUCAGAGAACUGGUCAAUUUCAGUUUCUUCAGCACCAGCGGUUGGUGCAUAAACUGGAUUACUGUGAUGUUAAAAGGUCUGCCUUGGAUUCGAAUGGAGAUCAUUCCAUCAUUUUUGAGACUGCAUCCCAGUACAGCUUUCGCCACUCUUUUGUUGACUAUGAGGGACACUCCAUUUCUUUUACGGGAUUCUUGCCCACAGUAGUAGAUAUAAUGGUCAUUCGAACUGAAUUCGCCCAUUCCCGUCCAUUUUAGUUCACUGAUGUCCAGGAUGUCAAUAUUUAUUCUUGCCAUCUCAUUUUUGACCACAUCCAGCUUACCAAAGUUCAUGGUUCUUACAUUCCAGGAUCCUAUGCAAUAUUUUUCUUUACAGCAUUGGAUUUUCCUUUCGCUUCCAGGCAUAUCCGCAACUGAGCGUCCUUUCGGCUUUGGCCCAGCCGCUUCAUCAGCUCUGAAUCUACUUGUACUUGUCCUCCGCUCUUCCUCAGUAGCAUGUUGGACGCCUUCCGACCUGAGGGACUCAUCUUCCAGCGUCAUAACUUUUAUAUGCCUGUUUUCUUUGUCUAUGGAGUUUUCUUGGCAGGGAUACUGGAGUGGCUCGCCGGUUCCUGCUCCAGGUGGAUCACGUUUGGUCAAAACUCUCCACUAUGACCUGUCCAUCUUGGGUGGCCCUGCAUGGCAUGGCUCAUAGCUUCUCUGAGUUAUUCAAGCCCCUUCGCCACGGCAAGGCAGUGAUCUAUAAAGGAGCCCAAAGCAACUACUCUAUUCCAAACUUAUUCACUUUAUUAUCAUGCGUUGGCAAAAGACUUUCUGAAUUUGUAGGGGACACCUCUAAACCCUAGAAAGAAAGAAAUGGUAGGAUGUGGACGAUUUGGAGUAUUCAGGGAAAGGCACCUAGCAGGCUUCAGCUUGCAUGGGGCAGGAGCCUGGUGAAAUUAUUUUCCUAUUAUUUCUUUGCACCAUCACUGUGCAUGACCCUUGAUCAAAAAGGUCCCUGCCCCGAGGGGCUUACAAUCUUUAAUAGGACACAGGGAGGGAACAGAGAAAGGUUGAGGUCCAGGUUGGAUCCUGAGUCUAGGUCUCUGAAUUUAAACUUUGGGAUUCCCGGACAUUUCCCACCUGUAACCUCUUCCUCUGUUUUUUAUUUUCCUUUCUGUCUCCUAGGACAAAAGAGGCUGCUGAGGCGGAAAACAAUGAAGGAGGCUGGAGUGAACUGGAGUCAACCAUUGGAGAUUGUGGUAAGUUAAUUCCAUGGGGAAUCCAUUCCCCACAUGUGCAGGGAGGUCAUGGCGCUGACCUGCGUGAAACAGGGCUGGGUUGGGGGUGGCAGGCUGGUCUCGCCCCAGCCCCUCGCUCCCCUCUUUCCAAGCCAGGGGUCAGGCGCCCAGGCAGGAGCAGGCUGGCAGCCUGUGGUGACGUGGGCAUGGGCAGCCUGGCAGGGGCGCUUGUUCUGCCCCCCUAGAGAGUACAAUGUCCUUCUUCCUUUGCAGGGCCGUGGUUUGGGGAACCAGCAGCAGCCCAGCGGUGCAGGGAAACCCAGCAAAAUCCGGAGGUAUGUUGUGACCUUGUGUGGCAGGGGAAAUGUUUCCCAAUGAUCCCAGGCCGGAUUUAGAGAUCCUGUACUUUUAUGAAGAGGGUUUCUCUGUAGUCCAUGCAGGGCCCUAGCUAGGGGGUGGUGAGGUGGGCCCCUGCCAGGGGUGGAGGUGAGGGGUGGGGCACAAAAUCGACUCCAAAAUUUGUCCAUCAACAUGUCUAAAUAUAGAGGUGAUAAUAAUGAAUAUUAUCAUCUGUAUAUUUAUUUGGUUCCAACUCCUCCAAGCAAUCAGACUAACAGAACUUGUUUCUUCCUUAGGCGAGAGGCCCGCCAGUACGAGGGGGGAAAGGCUCCCACCUCAGGUAAGUGGAAAUGCCAACAGAGUGCCCCAUAUUUUAGGAAUGUUUCCUUCCUCUGUCCCCCCUCCCUCAUGCGCCAGACUGGUGCUAUCAUCUGGGAUCCAGGCGCUUGCUGAUUCCUCCAUUUCCUUUGCAGGGAGGGAGCCUUUCCCCAACAUCUACUUCGCACUGGCAAAAUCCCUGGAGGGACGUGGCGAACAUCAGGUACUGGGACAGAAGGAAGGAGUCCUUGUGGAACUUCUUUUGGGGGGUCAUCAAAAAUGGGGCAGUAGUUUUUCAUCCGCCCCAGCCCCUUCUCAUCAGAUGGUUUCUGCUUCCUCCACAGGACCACGCCUCCAGGGAUGAGGCUCCAGCGCCUGCUCCCGGGACAAAGAUUGACAGACCAUCGCGGCGGUUCCCGGCAGUUCCUGAUCCUCGCCUGCCUCACCCUCCCUCCGUUCCCCGUGCGGGCAUGGCUCCUACCCGGCCGUACUUGGCGCAGAAGCAGCAGCCAAGGCUUCCCCCCAUCCAAAAGACCUCCCAAGUGAUUCCGGAGCCGGGGGAGACUUUGGCUGCUGCCUCUGUGCCAGGCCGGUCGGGAUGGAGCCCGGAUGCCCGCACGGAGGAGUUCAGGGUGGGGCAGUUAAUAAGAUCAGGUAGGAGGAAAUGCCCCCUUCCCAGGUCCCCACCCUACUGCCCCAGACUGGGGCUCGCGUAGCUGGGAGCCGGGCGCCGGCUGAUGUCUCCCUUUGUAUUGCAGCGAGGAGAAGGCUCAGCCUGGGAGCCGCCGCAUCCCGGGAGGGCCUGGAGCCGAGACAACGGCCUCUCGCCUCACAGGUAAGGGGACAGGGGGAUUUCAUUGCUUUGCCGCUCGCGAUUUGCGGGUUUGGGCGGCGCGGGCAGGUGGCACGUCGGAAUGUCACCCCCCUUCAGGAUGGCACCUGGGGCAGCCCGCUCCCCUGCUCCCCAUCAGUACGCCCCUGGCCACAAAGAGGGUUCGAGCCCAAGAGCCCUCUGCUCACCUGGGACUUCCUGCAACGACUUCUUGAAGCCCCGUCCCUGGUCAUUUGGUCUGUGACAGACCAUUCACACAUUCAGGGAUUCCUUCUUUCUUGCAGGGUAUUACAUCUGCACCGCUGUGGCUGCUGCUGAAGCCCCCUUCCCACAAAUAA